UUUAUUUGAACAUUAAUGAACAAGAAUCACUGUCUCGAAUAACAAGUAAAAGAUCGUUUUUUCUUUGAAAAUGAUUAUUUUAGGGGUUUUAGCAGUUUUGAUCGUGCCAAGGGGAAUUUUGGGUCAGACUAUUGAAGAAGGCGAAACACCAAAUAUCCGACCCACCGUAACAACUCCUCUAGGCCAAAUAGAAGGAGAUAUUGGAUUUACAGUUAAUUUACAUCCUUACAUCAAAUUCGAGGGUGUACCUUAUGCCAAACCCCCAGUAGGAGAAUUGAGAUUUGAGGAACCUCAAGAUGUUGAACCAUGGGUAGGCACCUGGGAAGCGAAAACUAUAACCCAGUGCAUGACGUAUGAUCAUUUUACAAAAGACCAUUUGAAUAAUUAUCUUGUUCAAGGAGACGAAGAUUGUCUUUACGUAAAUAUCUACACGCAUUCAAUCAGUGCAGAAGCUAACUUAGACGUUUUAGUGCACAUUCAUGGAGGUGCAUUUAUGUUUGGAAAAGGUGCCAACUAUGGACCUGAUAUUAUUAUGGAGCGAGAUAUUGUUUAUGUUAAUUUUAAUUAUAGAUUGGGAGCCUUAGGUUUUCUCAGUACUGAAGACGAUGUGUUGCCAGGAAAUCUCGGUUUGAGGGAUCAAAUAAAAGCCCUACAAUGGAUAAAAGAAAAUAUCCAUUAUUUUGGUGGAAACCCGAAUUCUGUUACCAUACAUGGAUUGUCUGCAGGAGGUGCUAGCGUUCAUCUUCAUUAUUUAAUGCCACAGUCCAAAGGCCUGUUCAAAAAUGGAAUCUCUCAAAGUGGUUGCGCACUAAACCCAUGGGUCUUAGUAGAAAAUAUUGGAGAAAAGACUGCCAAAAUAGCAAACUUGGUUGGUUGCCCUGCGGGUAAUUCAAAAGAGACAAAGGAAUGCCUUAAAUCAAAACCUGCAAAGCAAAUUGUGGAGAGUGUUAAAGAAUUCCAGCCCUUCUUGUACAAUCCAUUCUCUCCACUGGGUGUGGUAGUUGAUGGACAAUGGGCCAAAAAUCCAUUACUUUCAGAUCAUCCCUACAAUCUUCUCAAGCAAGGAAAAGUUUUGGAUCUGCCAUGGAUUAUAUCAUAUACAAGCGCCGAAGGAUUGUAUCCUGCUGCUGAAUUUUGGAGUGAAGACCAACACCUUAUUGAUAUAGACACAAAAUGGAACGAUAUUAUGCCAUUUGUAUUGCACUACAACGACAGUGUGGACCCGGAAUUGAGAGAUCAAGUAUCUCAAGAGAUUAGAAAGGAAUACCUAGGAGAGAAGCCUGUUAAUAGGGAGACAUAUUCUGCAUUGGUAGAUGCUGUAGGCGAUCGUCUUUUUGUAGCUGACACAGAAACAUGCGCCAGGCUACAAAACGCAGCUACAACCUCCAAUAUAUAUAGCUAUAAAUUUAAUUAUAGAGGUGCCACAAGUAAAUCAACUAAACUGGCAAAUACUGAUUCUUCAAUAAACAUAGGCGUAUGUCAUGCAGAUGAUACAAUUUAUGUCUGCUCUUUUAAGGGAUUAGAUACUCAGUCCACUGAAAGUGAUAGAAAAAUGAGUGAACUUUUUAAGAACAUGUUUGAGUCUUUUAUGUUAUCUGGAGAACCCAAUAUUACGUUAUGGAAACCACUUUCAAAAUCCUUGGAUGAAUUUUGUCACUUGAAAAUUAAUUCACCAGACGAUUUGGAAAUGGAAUACUUACCAGAAAUUGGACAAAGAAGCUUCUGGGAUAAUUUGCCUUUUAAUGAAAAUCAUCAGUUUGCAAAAAUAGUUGUAAGAGAAGAAUUGUAAACUUUACUUGAUGGCACCUUUUUUCAAAGCUACUACACUAUAAAGGAAAAUUGGAAUAAAACCUAGAAUAAAAAUUCCAAAUUGAAAUAGGUAUUUUUAUUAAAAAUAUAUUUGAAAAACAAAUUAUUAACAGGUUAAACUCUCUAUCUUAUUUUUUUUUAAUUUACAAUAAUCAUUACCAAUUAAAUAAAUAUCAAAUAAAGCUAUCUAAUUCUUUGUUUCAAUUGUACAUUUCAUAAAAAUAAAAACAAGAUUAUGUUAAAGGUCAGGAUGCUAGGAUUACAAGCAAAGAAAAAUGAUGAUUAUUUUGUCAACUCUUUGAAACAAAAAUGAUUAUUUUUAAGUAAUUUCCUGAGCAAUAAGUUAUAAAUAAAUAUGAAAUCCUAUUGUGAUUUUUUUCUCUAGAGGCAACAUCACUUGCAACUAUAAGCUGACCAAACUUUUCAAAAAACUCUAUACAGUUACUCCUACUUCGCCUAAAAUAUCAGACAGCCUUUCUAGAUGAACAGUUACAGAAAUAGAGUCUUUACUUCUUUGGCUUCUAUUUAACAGUUGUAAAGCAUUCAUGUAUUCUAGUUCGCUGAAUUCGGGACCUUUAUCAACUAUACCGUUGAGAAUUU
Ceutorhynchus assimilis (cabbage seed weevil) is the source of this 2409-nucleotide messenger RNA. Lineage: Eukaryota; Metazoa; Arthropoda; Insecta; Coleoptera; Curculionidae. The record is from the annotation of a GenBank genome assembly.